UCGUGCAGUUGCGUCGCGAUCGUAGUACUGGUAGAGCGCGCGAGUGGCUGCCACCGGCGCCUGCGCUGCUCAAUGUAUCAUUUCCGUAAUAUCCAAAUACGUAAAUUCCUGAAUGAAAGUAAAUAAUUUAUUUUAUAUUGUGUAAAGUUUUAUUCCAUUAUUCGUAAAUUUCCCGUGUUUUUAUUCUAUCUUUAAUGCAAUAUGUCAGCACAGUAACACAAAAAAGUUAUACAACCCAUUCGUGGAAAAACAUAAAGUCAACAUUUCCAGUAAUGGAGAAGAGCGAUUCAUAUGCAAUCUUAGACAUAAAUAUUUGCGAUAAGGAUUCAGCACAAGCAGAUAAUAAUCAUAAUAAAAAUAAGACAUCUCUCACUACUGUAAUAAAAAUACAAAGAGAACGUGGAGAACGCGAUUACAUAGGAUUUGCGACCCUACCAGAGCAAGUACAUCGCAAAUCUGUCAAAAGAGGUUUCGACUUUACACUAAUGGUUGUUGGAGAAUCUGGGCUUGGCAAGUCGACUUUGAUCAAUAGUCUUUUUCUUGGAGAUCUUUACAAAAAUAGAAAAAUAUCCGAUGUUCAAGAUAGAAUAGAAAAAACAACGACAAUAGAGAAAAAAACAAUGGAGAUUGAGGAGCGUGGAGUAAAGCUUCGAUUGACAAUAGUAGAUACGCCCGGUUUUGGAGAUGCCAUCAAUUGCGAAGAGUCGUGGCGGGUGUGCUCUGCAUACGUCGAUGAACAGUUUCGACAGUACUUCACUGACGAAAGUGGGCUUAACAGACGACACAUGCAGGAUAAUCGAGUACAUUGUUGCCUUUACUUUGUCCCGCCAUGGGCUCACAGUUUGCGUCAAGUAGAUCUGGAGAUGAUGAGACGGCUACAUCGUAAAGUUAAUAUUGUAGUGGUGAUUGCAAAAGCGGAUUCCCUCACUGCUGCAGAGGUGAAGCGGCUGAAGACGCGCAUACUUAACGAUCUGGAAGAGCAUCAGAUUCAGGUAUAUCAAUUCCCAGAAUGCGAUAGCGACGAGGACGAAGAGUUCAAACAACAAGAUCGUGAACUUAAAGCUGCGGCGCCUUUCGCCGUCGUGUCGUCCGACACCGUGCUGGAGGUCGGCGGGAAGCGCGUGCGCGGCCGACAGUACCCCUGGGGCAUAGUCGACGUGGAAAAUCCCCGGCACUCGGAUUUCACGAAACUGCGGACAAUGCUGAUCUCAACUCACAUGCAAGAUUUAAAGGACGUUACACAGGACGUCCAUUACGAAAACUUCCGCGCCCAAUGCAUUUCACAGAUAUCACAACAUGCAAUGCGAGAAAGAGGAAAGCUGAAGAGAGAUUCGAUGGGCAAUAACACUGAAGUUGUAUUUACGGACACCGACCGAUUACUUCUACAAAAAGAUGAGGAGGACUACCUUGGACCUCAUACGACGUAUGCAGGACAUGUUAACUCAAAUGCAAGAAAAACUCAAAGCUUCCGAUAAAAAACAUGACAGUAUUAUUGAUGUAUAGAAAACAUAGACAGCAAAAGUAGCUAAGACCUAAAAUAACGUUUUAAUUAGUUGUAAUUAAUAGAACGUCUUUAGGAAAAUUCGAAGAAUUUAAUUUAUUGUAGUUUGUUAAAUUUUAAAUGAGAAAUGUGUUAUGUGAGUAUAAAUCUAAUAGUAUAUUAUUUAUAUAAUCGAUUGAGAUACUUAUUUAUUUUAACUUGUUUGUUGAAAUAAAUGUUUAAUAUGUAUCUAAAAAUCAAAACAGGAUUAUGACAAAUCAGAAUUAGAAAUGAGUUGAUUGAGACAUGACGUUUGAGAAAUCUUUUAUAUUAAUGAAAACAAAGAAGAAAGGAUUAAAUCAGUAUAAUUAUCGUAGCCCUAAUUAGUAUUACACUUUGCACUCACAAAAAAGUUUAUUUAAGUCGGUUUUAAUCACGUUAGUUUAGCCACAUGUCUAUGUACCUACGUGGAUUACACUAAGUAUAUAUUUUAGUAUGUACACUUAGACCAUUAAUAUCAUAUAGACACAGAUCUUCUAAAUGUACCUAUUAUCAAUAUUAAUUUAAACCAAAGAUAUUGAAAACAAAAUAUUUUAAAUAUUUAUGUUAAGCUGUAAUUUGAUUAGCAAAAAUGUAUUAAUUAAAUAUUUAAAAAUGUAUUUAUAACGUUUUAAUCUUAUUCCACGUAAGAUGGUGAAUAAUAUUCUAUACACUAAUAAACAACGGUUUUACUUAAAUCUAACACUAUGCAUAUGUUAUUCCAUCGAGUUUAAACUAUGAAAAUAUGAAAAUAUCCUUUAAAUGUCAAAUUUACCAUGCUUUAUACGUUGAUGUAUUGAAGAUUACGAUUAUUUUUUGAUCAACAAUUAUUAAGCGUUUAUCUGCUAACACAAAAUACCUAACAAAAGUUUAUAAACGUACUACGGUGAAUUUUUGUAUGCGAAUCAUUAUAGUAAAUUGAUACUUUAUGUACC
Messenger RNA from Nymphalis io (European peacock), 2454 nucleotides. RefSeq names its product septin-2 (gene Septin4). Gene Ontology annotation, molecular function: molecular adaptor activity; GTP binding; GTPase activity. The transcript is spliced from 9 exons. Bases 195 to 1475 code for a protein of 426 amino acids. NCBI's taxonomy places the organism in Eukaryota, Metazoa, Arthropoda, Insecta, Lepidoptera, Nymphalidae. Gene Ontology annotation, cellular component: septin complex; septin ring; microtubule cytoskeleton. Gene Ontology annotation, biological process: regulation of exocytosis; cytoskeleton-dependent cytokinesis. The record is from RefSeq and is a predicted model, not a curated record.